Messenger RNA from Clarias gariepinus (North African catfish), 3471 nucleotides. It is a transcript of the gene ano9b, whose product is annotated as anoctamin 9b. Gene Ontology annotation, cellular component: plasma membrane. The coding region runs from base 425 to 2800 and encodes 791 amino acids. Lineage: Eukaryota; Metazoa; Chordata; Actinopteri; Siluriformes; Clariidae. The record is from RefSeq and is a predicted model, not a curated record. The transcript is spliced from 24 exons. Gene Ontology annotation, biological process: chloride transmembrane transport. Gene Ontology annotation, molecular function: chloride channel activity; protein dimerization activity.
CUUAAGCACAAUGUUGAGUAAACAGUCCAGUUCUUGGGAAGUGAAAGAGAACCAGAGAAGACAACAACAUGAUUUGGAGAGAGGAAAUCAUUUCGUGGUUCAGUCUUCUCAGAGUUCAUUACUUAUACUGUAGAAGCACGCUCCUCCUUCACUCCUGUUACAGUGACGUCACCGAUUCACACCUGUAAAGCAGGUACAGUCGACUGUGGGCGCGCGCACAACUUUGGCGUGCAGGAUUCCGCACUUAACGCGGAAGUGUUAGCGGAGCCAGAGACUUGUUUGCGUCCUAACGCACCCGAUGGACUUGUUCCUUUGAGUCGUGGAACUGGUGGACAGCGCAAAUGUGGACGAGGCAGCAGAACCGAAGCGCACAUUUCAGUUACCGAUCGUCGCACCUUGAAUCUCCGUGAAUAUCAACUUCAUCAUGUUCUCCCAAGUAGUCGAGGAUAACGUCGACCUGGAGAUGACAAGUAGAGAAAAUAUUGAAAAUGGCAGAGAAACUCUUAUACCACUGAUGAGCUCACCUCAUCUUGCUGUGCGAUCUUUUGAUUGCAUACUAGUAGCAAAUAAAUUAGAAGAUCAAGAUGAUCCAAGAUUUAUGAAGCAGAAUGCCUAUAUCGACGAGCUUGUAUCAAAAAAUCUGGAAGUCACAAAACUCCUCCAUGAUAACAAGAUAUUUUAUGGUGUUCGUGCCCCAGAGAAAGUCUUUGAUAAGUAUAAGUACCUGCUGAAGGUGUCUGAUUCUUGUAACUGGAGUGCUGAAAAUGGAGAAUAUGUCCAAAACACCACAAGAAUCAGGGUUGCCUAUUUUAUCCUGCACCAUACAUAUAUUAGGACAGGAGAGACCCUGAGAGAUCUUUUGUCCCAAAAUGUUUUCGAGGCCUCGUUCUGCCUUCAUGAGGGAACACAGCAGGAGUAUUUAAGGAGGAAGUGGGCCAACUGGGGGGCCUUAAGAUAUCUUGUCAGCCAACCUGUUGACGAAAUCAGGGAAUACUUUGGUGAGAAGGUAGCGUUGUAUUUUCUAUGGCUUGGCUGGUAUACACGCAUGCUAAUCCCUGCUGCUGUCAUUGGAGUGGUCAUAUUCCUUUAUGGCCUGGCAUUCUUCGAAUCAAACCCUCUCAUAAAGGAAGUGUGUGAGUCCAAUGCGACAAUGUGUCCAAUAUGUGACAAAAGGUGCAAAGUGUGGCAGCUGUCAGACACCUGUUUUUAUGCUAAGUUAAGCCAUCUGUUUGACAACGAAGGCACUGUGGCCUUUGCAAUGUUUAUGGCUCUCUGGGCCACUCUGUUUCUGGAGGUGUGGAAAAGACAUCGAUCAACACAUGUCUCCAGGUGGAGGGUGUUUGACUGGUGUGAAGAUGAGGAGGAAUUAAUCCUGGAUGUUGUAAAUGACCCACAUUGUAAACCCAAGGAGUACAAACACUCAUACCUAAGGAGCAUUCUUCUUCUUCUUCUGUGCACACUGGUGCUGGUGGUAAUCAUAGGUUUAACCCAUGCUCUGGUGAUCUUCCGUGUGGUGACUGCCAUGCAACUAUCAGAGGCCGGGUGGAAGCCUCUGAAUGAUCAUGCCAACAUGAUUUCAGUGACUCUGGGAGCAGUGCUGCAUUAUGUCACUAUACAGAUUAUGACUCGGGUAAACAGAAUUGUGGCAGUCAAGCUAUGUGAUCUAGAAAUGACCCGCUCAUUUGCAGCCAAAGAGAGGAGCUUUACUGUGAAAAUGUUCACCUUCCAGUUUUUCACCCUGUUCUCGUCAUUAAUAUAUGUGGCCUUUUUUCUGGGCAGGAUUAAUGGACACCCAGGCAACUAUGUCCGAAUUGCAGGAAAAUGGAGACUAGAGGAGUGCCACCCUAGCGGUUGUCUUACUGACCUCUUCAUUCAAAUGGCCAUCAUUCUUCUUCUCAAGCAAACCAUUAACAACAUUUUUGAGUUUGUUGGGCCGUGGUUUAAGCUUAAAACGGCAACAUUGACAAAAGACCUGGAGAAGUGUGGGACCUGCAAAACUUCAACUUGCAAAGAAAACGGUCCUGGUAUUGAGCUCUGUGACGUCUGCAAUCUCCGAGAUUGGCUGCGGAACUACCAUCUAAAAACAGUCGAUGCCUACAGUUUGUUUAACGAGUUCCUAGAAAUGGUUAUCCAGUACAGUUUUACAACCAUCUUUGUAGCAGCAUUUCCCCUGGCUCCACUUCUUGCCCUUAUCAACAACAUAUUUGAAAUCAGACUGGAUGCAAUAAAAAUGCUGUGCAUGGAGCGCCGCCAAGUGCCAAAGAAAACAAAUAACAUUGGUGUAUGGAAUUUAAUUUUAGAGGCAGUUGGUGUGGCAGCAGUCAUUGCUAAUGGACUGGUCAUCGGAAUUUCAUCUGAAUUUGUUCCUCGCUUAGUUUAUCGCUACCGCUUUGGACCAUGUGUCAAUGGGACAGCCACAGACUUGCAGUGUAUGGCAGGCUACACUGACUACACACUUAUCACUGUAAACAUGUCUGAUCUAAAUGUGCGCAAUGACUUCACCGGCGAACAGAUGAUAAUGCAGAGUGGCGUACAUGCCACCCACUGCAGCUACAAAGCCUACCGCAGUGAAACUGAACAUAGCUUCACCUCAGAAUACUGGCUCAUAAUAGCAGCACGCUUUGCUUUUGUCAUCUUGUUUGAGCAUGUCUUAGUGGUGUGUAAGUUUAUUGUUGACUGGUUUGUGCCCGACACCCCCAAUGUGGUGAAGAACGGCAAACUUCAUGACAAACUGAAAAGGCUGAAACAGGAGUUACAGGAAAUGAGUGAACAAUAUGACAACAGGACAACUGAUGUUUAAUUAAGAAAUAUCUUUUAACUAAUGGAUCUCUUGAAUCAUUUGCGUAAAGUACUUUUAAGGAACGUGUGUGCACAGAAAAUGCAAAUAUGUACAUACUGCCUCAGAUAUAAAUGUUGUAAAGGUGAGAGAAAGAUUUCAGCAACGAUUUGCAUUGCGACUGAAGGUUAGAAUUGUUAAAUAUUAUAAUAUUAAUUGUAUCUCCUUUUUAUUUACUUACCAAGCCUUAAGUACAUUUCAUGACACUGUUAGACAUAAGAAUUUUAAAUUAUUGUUAAAAAUAUAAGAAACUUUUAAAUUUAAUAUUUGAGAUAUUUAAAGUACUUGAAGUAUGGAGUUACCUUUUAGCUACAUAUUUUGAGGUGAAUGAUACAAGCAAAUGUACAAAAUGUGUAUCCUUCAGAGCUACUUCAAAGAAAGACUGAGGAUCUUCACAGACAUUAAUGUUGAAUGCUGUUCAUAUUGCUCUCACUUGAUGGCAGUAGUGAUUGGCAAGAUCGAACAGAUGCAACAGGAAAAACAUAGACACUAUUUUAUUAUAUAUAUUUUUUUACUUUAGUUUUCUUUAUUUCAUUUUUUUUUCUUUUAGGCUUUUUUUUUAAGACAAAUUACCAUUAGCUACAACUGUGCUCAUGUGAAUACAGUUCAUGUGUUGUGUGUGUGUUUUUUUUUUU